AUUGAUACAUGUUGUAGUGGUCAGCCCGACGGAGUUUUUUUUUUUCUUCAAAUAGAACUUUUGACAGAAGAGUACAGUCACUAAGUCGGAUGUUCCUCCUGUAGCCUAAUGAGAUGCCGGUGAUCCUGACUCCUUCUGCCCUUCUGACCAGCCUGAUCCAUCUUGAUUCUCUACUUACACUUGGAGCCUCCUUCAUAAAAUCAGCUGGAAGCUGGUGGGAGACCGAGGAGAUGUAACAUCAGAAUUCUGGGGGUGGCGGAAGCUAAUGGAUCCAGCUCUACAACAUCAGUCUCGGAACUACUGAGAGAAAUAUUACAGCUGGAUAGAGAUGUGCUUGUGGACCGCUCUCACAGAAGGCUGGGUCCUGUGAGGAAGGAUGGGAAACCACGCGCCAUCAUAGCCAAACUUCACUACUACCAGGACCGCGUUGAGGUACUGAGCUGGGCGCGCUCUCGAACGCCGCUCCCGCGUAACGGUGAGACGAUUGCUAUCUUUCCGGAUUAUACCGCAAGUGUCGCUAAGGCCAGGGCGGCCUUCAAUGAGGUCAGGAAGUUGCUCCGUAACCGGCAGGGAGUUCGGUAUGGCAUCCUGUUUCCAGCCCGUCUCUGUAUUACGUUCAACGGAGAGGAAAAGGAGUUCAUAGAUGCAAGCAAAGCCAUGAGCUACGUCAGGAAGAAUAUCAUUACUACUGUAGAGGGCUGAGUGAGUAACAUUGCCCUGGCUAAUUCAUCGUCUCUGAACUUUGACUGGACGAUAACUGUUUGAUCAGACUUUUACUGUAAUAAGGAGGAUGAUCGUCACCGCGGUCCUAUUUUCUGUUAUAUACGCUAUGAUAGGGUGUAUGUUCUACACUAGCUUUGUUUUUUUUGUUUUUUUUUUAGUUUAUUUUCAUACCAGGGGUUCGGUGGGAGCUUGAGCAGUAGGCUCUAUAGAGUUCCUCCACACAAGCACUGAAUGUGCGAAUUUGUUUCGGGUGGGUACAGUGAGCACCAUGGGUUUGGGGUUGGGGUUACGGGAGGGUGUGCCAGACUUUGUUGUUUAGAGUGUUUAAUUUGCCAGACAUCUGUGUUGUGGUCUAUCUGCUUUCAUUCUAGGUUCCCUGUAGGGCUCAGAUAUCUGACCUUUUUUUUCUCUCGUAAUGACUGACUUCAGUAUUCCCCGAGGGUCGGAUGGUAGUAUGGUUAAUUUCGUGAGCUGGAAUGUUAAGGCACUUAAUCAUCCUUUAAAGUGAAAGAAGGUAUUUACACAUCUGAAACGGCUUAAUAGAAAUAUUGCAUUUCUUCAGGAGACACAUCUACGGUCAUCAGACCAUUCUAGACUAGGAGGGGAGUGGUCAGGACAGAUCUUUCAUUCAAAUUUCCAUUCGAAGGCUAGGGUGGCAGCUAUAUUAAUUGAUAGAAAUACAUCAUUUACGAUGACGAGUGUGGAAGCUGACCCCACUGGGCGCUAUGUUAUUGUCGUAGGGCAAAUUGAUACGUUUCCGGUAUAUUUUGGCCAUUUCAGAGCUGAAAUGGGCUUCAUGUUCACUGACUUGAACUGUAGUGAGUGACAGGGCCAAAUCCGUCUGUGACUCGCUUGCCAAGCGUGAUGAAAAACUAUAGCUGGGACACCAACUACAGCCUACAAAACAGUCAACAACAACAAAAAAAGAUUUCAGUUAAACAGAAAGCUUAUUUGGAAGGUUAUUUGGAAGUUGUCUGACAGGACUGGCCUAAUCUUAGCCUUAUAUUGGGCUUAACAAUUACACAGUGUAUGCUAAUUUACACCACAAACCCAAUUUGCUAGCAAACUAGGCUAUUAAGAAAACCACUCCUGAUUGAAUAAAAACAGGAUUAAAAAAAAAAAAAAAAUUAGGAUAAAAAUGCGAAGACUGGGGAAAUAUUUACCAAAAAUAAAUAAAUAAACAAAAUAAAAAUAUUUUAUGAUGGUUUUGGAGUCACACACUUGUGAUUGGCUGUGUUGUUAGGGGGAUGUGUGCAACCAUACAGCCUCAGGCGCAUAGUAUAACGGAAAUAUAGGCUACGUGCUCGGUUUACGGUAAGCGACGGUUCAUUUAUUUUGAUUUUUUAUUAUUAUUAUUAUUAUUUUGUAAUCUGUUGACGGUGAUGUAUUUUUUUUUUUAAACAACCCUUAUAAGGAAAUCGAAAGUAGUGAUGCUGAAACAGUGCACGCGAUCAGAGGAAGACGGCGGAAAUCUAUAGGUGCACCCUUUUAUUUCCUCCGGUGGAUAAAAUCCGAACGACCAUCCACCCUUUCAUCUCAUCCAUCAUCCACCUUUCCAUCAUCCGCCCUUCCAUCAUCCACCCAGUUGUCCGUUGUUUCAAGCAAACUGCUAUUCACCAAAGAGAGAAAUGAAGCAAAAUCUUGCAGACAGCAGUGGAAAGCAUGAUGUCUCUGAGCCAGGUAUUUCUUUCCAAAGUUAUAUGCAUGGUGGGAUGUCCAGCCUGACCUGCACCGUCAUCACUUUCCCCAUGUACAAAACUGUGUUUCGCCAGCAGUUGCACAACACACUGAUCCGUGAGGCUGUGGUGCAGCUAUAUGAGGAAGGGCUACUGAAACUUUACCGUGGAGUUGUGCCACCCUUGCUGAUGAAGACUCUUCAGGGAACCAUUUUGUUUGGCUUCCAGAACACUCUCCUGCAGAAGCUAUCCCCAAUGGCUGAAUCAUAUUUUCCCAGGGCAAUGCUUCCCGCCCUGGCCGGGCUCGGGACAGGGUUAGUGGAGUGUUUUUUUUUUACCCCUUUCGAGCGCGUACAGAGUAUCUUACAAAACAGUGGCAACGACCGCAACCUUCCCACUCUCAGCAAAAUUGUGGGCCGGAUGAGGUCUGAAACGUUAGCGAAUGGAUGGUACAGAGCUUUUUUACCUACUCUUACUCGUAACGCAUUAGGGAGCAGUCUUUACUUUGGCCUGAAGGAUCCGCUGUCCAGAUUGUUACGUGAGCAAGAUUGUCCCCCCGUAGCCUCAUCUUUUGUCUCAGGGAUGGUCAGUUCCUUUGUGAUCAGCUUGCCCUUGUAUCCACUGUCAGUGUUGGUGGCCAAUAUGCAAGCCCAGGUCGGUGGAGACAACUUGGGGGUGAGGGCCAGCUGGCAUCAGCUGUGGCAGAAACGACAGCGAAGUCUGGUAUUGCUAUACCGUGGAGGAUCGCUGGUCAUCCUGCGCUCCUGCAUCUCCUGGGGCAUCACCACUGCAAUAUACGACCAGCUAACAAAACGCUCAGGCUGAGGACCACUAUCAGCACUUCUCCUCUGGAAGGUGGAUAUAUCGCAUAUGUGAAAAGAUUUAUUUAACCACUAAAACCAUUUCUGGCAGCAUUUUCUCUUUUUUUUUUCUUUCCCGAAAGUGUCAUUGCUAACAAUAGCUGAAUUCUACUCUUAAAUGAGUAACAGAGCUGAUUGUUGGCAUAGAAUUUGCAAAUACUCAACACGUGUUGAACUAGCAUCCAUACUAAGGACAUUAAGGACAUCCCAAUGAUUAACUUAGUGUAUUUUUUACAUUUUUAUUAAUCAUUCACUUUCACUUUGUAAUUUGAGUAUCAGAGUUGCACCUUCAAAGUGACCUUGCCAGUCAGUAUCACAGUAUCAUUUAAAAUGAAUUUUAAAAAAAAUAGAACGUACAGUUUUUCAUGAUCUUAAUGAGAUUUGGAUGAUGCAACUUCCUGCUGAACAUGGGACUUGUGGAAUGUUUCUCACGCAUGAGGUUUAAACGUAUUCACAUAUUAUGCAUUACAGUAUUUUGAUGUGUGGUUAAGAGACGUUACAGUGGACUGGGACAAGCAAUAGUGCUGUUUUCUAAACUCUGUAGAGAGGUUUGAAUUUAUUUAUCUGAAACAUGCACAUAAGCUGUUGUGAAGGACGCUUUACUUCUGGUUAAAAUGUAUUUUACCUUUGUUUUAUAACCCCAAUUAUGAAGAAAUUGGGACGGUAUGGGCUCGGGAAUACUUUGGUAAACCUUUGUCAGUCGACACUAUUCGCCGCUGCAUCCACAGUUGCAAGUUAAGGCUUUACCACGCAAAGCAGAAGCCGUACAUCAACACUGUCCAGAAGCACCGCCGACUUCUCUGGGCUCGGUCUCAUCUGAGAUGGACGGUAGUGCAGUGGAAUCGUGUUUUGUCGUCCGAAGAGUCGACAUUUCAAAUAGUUUUUGGACAAAACAGCCUUCGUGUUCUCCGGGCCAAAGAGGGAAAGGACCAUCCGAGCUGUUAUCAUCAUCAGGUCCAAAAGCCAGCAUCUGUCAUGAUAUGUGAGUGUCAGUGCACAUGGGAUGGGUAACUUGCACAUCUGUGAGGGCAGCGUUAAUGCAGAAAGAUACGUACACAGUUUGGACCAACAUAAUCUGCCAUCCAGAGCAGGACAACGUCAAACCACAUUCUGCCCGGAUUACAAUCGAAUGAUCGCGUAAGCAGAGAGUUCGGGUGCUAGCAUGGCCUGCUGCAAUCCUGACCCGUCUCCCAUUGAGAACGUACGGCGCAUUAUGAAGCGCAAAAUAAGAGGACGAAGGCCCCGUACACUCGCGCAGCUGAAGAAACGCAUAAUGGAUGAACGGUGGAAAUUUCCACUCGCUAAACUUAACGAACUGGUGUCUUCACUCUGCGUCCAAACACUUAAUAAGGGUCAUUAAAAUACAAGGUGAUGUUACACAGCGGUAAACAGUAAAUCAAUUCACAAAGUAAGAUCAAAUAAUGUCUUUUCAAUAUAGUAUAGGGUGAAUUGAAUUUUCAAAUGACCCUUUUUUUUUUUUUUGCGCAUUUUCUAUACUGUCCCAACGUUUUCGUAAUUGUGGUUGUACAUUCAUAUUUGGAAAUUAUUAUUAUCAGUAUGACACAAAUGGCCCAGAUUGUGUAAUCAUCCUAUCAUUGAUGAUAUUGAUGAUUAACUAUAUUGCUUAACCACCAAAUUACAGUGCAUUGGACCAACAUCCUCAGGUGUUCCUGAUGUUAUAAGGUGAAGUAAAUUUAUAAAACGGUGCCUAAUAGGCAACGGUGCAGUCAGUAUUUGUGUGCACAAUAUUUUAUAUGCUUUACAUGAUUCCCUGCUCACCUGUAUGUAUAAAGUCUUCUAUCUCAGGGUUGCAAACUAUUGUACUAUUGUACUUUACUUAGAAGACCAGAAUAUAAUCUCAUAUACUAUUACUCUAAUUAUAAUCCUGUAAGAAUUGUGGCUUGGUGGUUAAGUCUCUGGGUUACUGAUCGGAAGGUUGUGAGUUCAAGCCCCAGCACUGCCUAGCUGGCACUAUUGGGCCCUCGAGCAAGGCCCUUAACCCUCUCUGCUCCAGGGGCGCUGUAUAAUGGCUGACCCUGCACUCUGACCUCAACUUCCUGACAUGCUGGGGUAUGUGAAGAAAUGAAAUUCACUCUGCUGCAAUGUAUAUGUGACCAUUAAAGACUCAUUAUCAUUAUCUACUGUAGGCUUUGCAAAAGAAGAGAGGGAUAGACAGACAGACAGACAGGGAGAGGGAGAGAGACACAGAGAAGAAAGAAGAAGAAGAAAAAAAAGAGUGUGUCAAGAUUAUAUUAAGCGAAUAAUCACCUAAUGCCCAUCUGACUGAUUUCAGGUGCUCACUUCUUGUCAAUCUUGGAUAAUCUUGCUCAAAUAAAAGAUAGAAAUGUAUUUUUUGUGUUUAGCUUCGUCUUAUCUGGCUGAGAUGAGCUGUUAGCUUUGAAUCACUGUUUUCUUUUUCAAUUAGAAUAGGUGCAUCACAAUUUCCCUUGAAGCUCCACACCAGCCACUGAAACAAAAAUCUCUGGUCUUAGUGACAGCCGUUGUUUUUCUGUGCUCCCCUGUGGUAUUUACAGACCAUGUCUUGUUCUCUCUCUGUGUGUCUCUCUCUCUCUGUCUGUCUGUCUGUCUGUCUGUCUGUCUCUUUCUCCCUCUUUCUCUCACUGUCUCACCCUCUCUUUCUCUGUCUCUCUCUCUCCCUCUCUAUCUGUCUCUCCCUCUCUCUGUCUGUCUAUCCCUCUAUCUCUGUCUCUCUCUCUCUCCCUCCCUCUCUGUCUCUCCCUCUCUCUCACUCCCCGCUCUCUCUCUCUCUCUCUCUC
This is a messenger RNA of Ictalurus punctatus (channel catfish), 6036 nucleotides long. RefSeq names its product solute carrier family 25 member 53. Bases 2352 to 3224 code for a protein of 290 amino acids. The record is from RefSeq and is a predicted model, not a curated record. The transcript has 4 exons. NCBI's taxonomy places the organism in Eukaryota, Metazoa, Chordata, Actinopteri, Siluriformes, Ictaluridae.